AUGUCAUUACAAGACACCCAUCUCCGGUAUCUACUUGAGGAACGGCGGUGGCCGGUCUCGAGGGUUGCUAUGUGGAGGGCGAUGGCGACGCAUGCAUUUGCCGUGUUGGAGCUUUUUCAGGAGUUUGGGUGGAUUAUUAAUGAGCCAGUGGACCAUGAACGAAAGUGCACGAUUGCCAAUGGAAGCAGAAAGGUUGUCAGCAGCGAAAAGCGCGUGCGGUGGUGCCUCACCGACGGUGCAGACCCCAACUCCCAUAACGUCGGGAAAAACAUUGACGUGCUCAGCCAUGUUGGUGAAUAUGCCGUUAUCCCAGUACUAGAGCUCUUAGCCGCACAUGGUGGUGAGUUCCGGUGUAGCAACGCCGCCUUACACUGCGCCGCGCAUGGUAGCGUAGGCUACAGCACGGAGGAGGAGCCCAUCAAGAUCCUUGCGUGGCUACUGUUGAAAACCGGGAUUAAUAUGAACCAACGGAAACACGAGUUCUCGGGCAUGGAGUCGUGGAGGAGGGAGAUGAUGAAGACGGCGCUGCAUUGCACGGUUGGGGCCGUGAGGGAUCUUGCGGUGGAAAAGGGGUCUGAUGAGGCUGUGAAGAUUUUGGAUGGGCACUAA
Aspergillus chevalieri is the source of this 609-nucleotide messenger RNA. RefSeq lists its product as uncharacterized. The record is from RefSeq and is a predicted model, not a curated record. Lineage: Eukaryota; Fungi; Ascomycota; Eurotiomycetes; Eurotiales; Aspergillaceae. The transcript is spliced from 3 exons. The coding region runs from base 1 to 609 and encodes 202 amino acids.